Molecule: messenger RNA, 1096 nt
Organism: Theobroma umbraticum
Lineage: Eukaryota; Viridiplantae; Streptophyta; Magnoliopsida; Malvales; Malvaceae
Source: RefSeq, a predicted model, not a curated record
CCCGAUUCCUGACUGGGAAAAAUUACGGGCAGUCACUCCCCAGUAAUCUCUCUCUCUCUCCUUGCUUCUGCGUGAUUAUUCUCUCUAUAUCUUUUCUCCCUCUCAGGUUUCCUUGAUGACGAUCGGACGGUCCACAAUGAACGCCUCUCAUUUUGCUCGUUUCCUUUGCUUUUAGCCCUUCAAAUCCUCAGAUCUACUCUCUCCUCCCUCUGAUCUCCGUUUCCCGGUUAUUUUUUAAUAUAUUUUUUAGAAUUAUCGCUGGCCGUGAAAAUGGAGGCUGACCCCGGUUCAAUGGCAGUUACGGUUAGUUUCGCCGCGCUAACAUGCGCCGGUGAAACUCUAGCUACGAUGUUCUUGUCGGCUCUGGUGAAAACCCACCUUUUGGCGCUGAACUCCUUUGGGUUGCUGCUGACUAAUAAACCUAGAGUCAAGGGAGACCAUGCACAAAACCAGCCUAAGCCAGAGGAUGCUAAUGGGGAAGAUGGCAAUGAAGAUGACAGGGAAGAUGAUGAUGAUGGGGAUGGUGACUUUGGAGGAGGUGAAGAGGACCUGUCCUCUGAAGAAGGUGGGGACUACGGCAACAAUCCUAACAGCAACAAGAAUAACCCAAAGAAGGGACCAGGAGGUGGAGCAGAACAGAAUGGAGAAGAAGAAGACGACGAAGAGGAUGGUGAAGACCCAGAGGAUGAGGAUGACGAUGAUGAAGAUGAUGAUGAUGAGGAUGAGGAUGAUGAUGAGGAAGAGGAUGGUGGAGAAGAGGACGAGGACAAUGUUGAAGGAGUAGAAAACGAAGAUGAGGAUGAGGAAGAUGAAGAUGAGGAAGCCCUCCAGCCUCCAAAGAAGAGGAAGAAGUAAACUAAGAGAUUAGUGGAGCCUCCCCUAAAUACCCUUUUUAUGUAACUCGUUCCUCUAACAUUAUGAUCUUAUUUAGCCACCGAGGAGGCCAUUUAGGAUAAUGUUUUCAUUUUCUUUGCACAAUUAGAGUAACUUAGAACUGUUUGAGCAGCGGGAAAGAUUGAAUUGAGAAAAUGUAUUAUUCCGCUACUUCUCAUAAAGUCAAUGGAUAUGAUAGUUUUGCUAACAUACUUUCAGAAUA